Messenger RNA from Paramuricea clavata, 816 nucleotides. NCBI's taxonomy places the organism in Eukaryota, Metazoa, Cnidaria, Anthozoa, Malacalcyonacea, Plexauridae. The record is from the annotation of a GenBank genome assembly.
AUGACCCAGAAGUGGUUUGAUGUAACAGAUAACUCCAAUAUUGGAAGAAAAGGGGUCCAUACUACGUUCUUGGACUUCAAAAAAGCAUUCGACCUUGUCGACCAUAGAAUUCUAUUAAUAAAAUUAGCGGAAAUGAAUGUAUCGAAGGCCUUCUGGUCAUGGGUGAAGUGUUUCCUUGCAGAGCGGACUCAACAUGUGAAUUUACAUGGUGUUAUAUCUUCAAGCGCCCCCUGUCCAGCUGCAGUCCCGCAAGGCUCCGUUAUUUCUCCAACACUGUUCAAUAUUCAUAUCAAUGAUUUGGAAAACACGUUAACAAACAACCUUACAAACACGCACAAGUAUGCAGACGACUGCACUCUUGAUGAGGUCGUUGCAAACGGAGCCCUUUCAAAUAUGCAGGAAUCGACUAAUCAAGUGAUGAAGUGGGCCAAUGAUAAUAAAAUGAUGGUGAACCCCAAAAAAACUAAGGACAUGUGGAUCAGUUUUUCCCAAUCCUCUUCUGAACCCCCACCUAUACAAACGGAUGGAAUUGAAAUAGAAAGAGUAAACUCCUUCAAACUUCUCGGUGUAUGGGUGCAAAAUGACUUAAAGUGGAAUACCCAUGUUUGUAAAAUAACAAAAAGAGCAAAUAAGCUAUUAUUCCUUCUCAGAGAGUGCAGGAAAUCCUUCCUACCACCCGAGAUUGGUUUAUUAACAUGUACGUCGAAGAUCCGGCCAAUACUUGAAUACGCCUCUCCAGUUUGGGGCGGAAUCCCUAAAUAUCUUGAAGCAGAAAUUGAACGUGUUCAACAAAGAAGCUUGAAAAAACCCAUGUAA